AUGGUGGGAGAGGAAGAGAGAGAUGAUUUGCUCAGAAGAGAGGAACACGGGGAGAGGAUGAGGAUAGAUGGUUCUAGUUGCUCUUCAUACUAUUCCGUAUCUUCGACUGGUGAGUACAACAGUGAUGAUGAAAUUGAGGGUACAGGAGAGGUUGGGGUAGAAUUGUCAAAUGUGUAUGAGAAGGAUUCAGAAAGGAGUGACAAAAUCGUCAGUGAGGAAGUUGGGAAAGAGGAGUACAGUAUUGGCUUGAGAAAGAAAAGUACUGAAAUAGGUAUGCGUGCUGGAUCUAGUGGUGUUGAGUCUGACUUCAGAAAGAAAUCAGAGAAAAAGCUUACUGAUUUAUUCAUUGAAGAGACAGUCUAG
Molecule: messenger RNA, 363 nt
Organism: Fraxinus pennsylvanica
Lineage: Eukaryota; Viridiplantae; Streptophyta; Magnoliopsida; Lamiales; Oleaceae
Source: the annotation of a GenBank genome assembly